AUGACGGAUAAUUUUGAUAUAGAAAAAUUUGGACUUAGUUUUGAAAAAUUAAACAAUCAAUUGGCAAAUUUAUUGGAGAAAAAUAAGAGACUCAAACAACAAAAUUUAGAACUUCAAGAAGAAAGGAUAGAGACCUUACGUAUUAAUUCGGAAUUAAUAAAAGAUCUUCGGGAAAGCAAUGACCAAUCUGAAAAAUUUCAAAAACAAGUUGUAGAGCUUUUAUCAGAUAGUAAACUGCUUUUUCAAGAAAAUAAAAAUCUUCAAGAAAGAAAUCGAGAAAUCUCACAUAAUAAUCUAGUCUUAAAAAAAGAACUCCAAGAAAGAAAUGAGCAAAUGAACAAGCUUCAACAACAAGUUCUAAAUUUGGAUAAACAAAAAAAUGAAAUGCAACAACUUGAAAAAAUUUCUCGAAAUUUAGAAAAAACUCUAGAAAUGUUGGAAUUUGAUGAAACUAAUGAGAAUGAUGAAAAAACCAUUCCUUUAAAUGAUGAUAUCAUUCAACCUGCUGACAAAUUUAUCAAAGUUCCUGAUACUACCUCUGAUUCUUUCGACCACG
This is a messenger RNA of Funneliformis mosseae, 556 nucleotides long. The record is from the annotation of a GenBank genome assembly. Lineage: Eukaryota; Fungi; Glomeromycota; Glomeromycetes; Glomerales; Glomeraceae.